Ustilago hordei is the source of this 1644-nucleotide messenger RNA. RefSeq lists its product as uncharacterized. Bases 1 to 1644 code for a protein of 547 amino acids. The record is from RefSeq and is a predicted model, not a curated record. Lineage: Eukaryota; Fungi; Basidiomycota; Ustilaginomycetes; Ustilaginales; Ustilaginaceae. The transcript has a single exon.
AUGCCAACCUGGCAAGAGGUCGCCGAAGCCAAGCGUGCGCAGCGCGAAGCUCUCAUCCCCUCCAACUACAAGGUUGUUCCCGAAGCGCUGCCUCCCGUGAAUACAGACCCUGUCAUCGACUUUCCACGUACCACUGGCAUCCUUUCCGAACGCGAGAUCGAGAUUACAGAAACAGACGAUGUCUCUGCUCUCCUGUCGAAGCUCGCCAGUGGCAGCUACACCGCGGUCGAGGUGCUGGAAGCGUUCAUCAAGAGGUCAUGUAUUGCUCAUCAGCUAGUGAACCCUCUGACCGAGAUUCACUUUGAAGAUGCGAGAAAGUGGGCCGCGGAGCUCGAUGCCGAGCUGAAGUCGACCGGCAAGCGGCGCGGUCCUCUUCAUGGUCUUCCCAUAAGCGUCAAGGAUCAGUUCCAAAUUAAGGGUUCCGACGCAACAAUUGGCUACGUCAGCUACUCGAACAAGCCCUCGACUUCUGACUCUGUCUUGGUCGAGGUGCUCAAGAAAGCUGGAGCCGUGCCAUUCGUCAAGACAAAUCUGCCUCAGACGAUCAUGUACUCGGAGUCAUCGAACUAUCUGUGGGGCACGACGGUGAACCCGCACAACCGCACGUUGCAUCCGGGUGGCUCGUCGGGAGGUGAGGGUGCCUUGAUCGCGAUGAAGGGCUCACCCUUGGGAGUGGGAACAGACGUCGGAGGCUCGGUCAGGAUUCCUGCUGCCUUGUGUGGACUGUUCGGCUUGCGACCCUGCUCGCACAGAUUCCCGUAUGAGGGUGCGGUCAACUCGCUGCUGGGACAGAUCACGAUCCCAUCUGUCCUUGGGCCGAUGAGUCGGUCAUUGUCAGGCUUGACUGAGUUUUCCAAGGCAGUUCUGGCACAGCAGCCGUGGCUUUUGGAACCACAGACGCUUUCAAUGCCAUGGAACGAAGACCGCUUCCAACAGGCUCGCACACAGAAGAAGCUCCACAUCGGCGUCAUGUGGCACGACGGCAAGGUCAAGCCCUUUCCACCUUACGAGCGUGCUAUCAAAGAAGUCCUCUGCACGCUAUCAGGUCACGAUGUGAUCGACUUUGAACCUUACAAGACAGACGAAGCACUCAAGAUCCUGGGUGAUGCAUUCUGUGCCGACGGAGGCAAAGACAUCAGAGAAGCAAUAGAACCGCUGGAUGAGCCACUGGGACCUUGCCUGAUCGGCGAGCGCGAAUACGGCGGCUUUGAAGUCUGGCAAGCCAACAAGCAAAAGCUCGCGUUCCAAAAAGCUUACCUCGACCAUUGGAACGCUACUGCUAAGCAGACUAAGGACGGCCGACCGAUCGACAUUCUCAUCGUGCCAGGUAUGGCGUACACUGCCAUUCCACCUGGAAGCGAGAUUUACAUCACCUACACGGGUAUAUUCAAUGUCGUUGACUACCCUGCUGUCGUCCUUCCAAUCACGAAGGUGGACCCUGCGGUAGAUGGAAAGGUCGCUCCCAGGACGAACGACUUCUUGUCGGAGGAUGAUGAGAAGUGGUACAAGAAGUGGGAGGCAGCAAAGCUUGUCAAUGCGCCGGUCAGUAUCCAGAUUGUCGGAAGGAGAUAUGAGGAGGAAGCGGUGCUGGGGUAUGCCGAGCAGGUGUGGAAAGCCUUUGCUGCUUCCAAGCAGAAGAGCUGA